UUUCUGCAGUAUUUAGAAUGUUGAAGCUUGUGGUAGUGUUUUGGGCACUGGUAGGGGCCUCGGUGUUAGGGGCAGGACAAGCCAAUGAUAGCUACCAAAUUUAUGUUCAAAAGGAAUGCAGCUUUACUAGAUAUCCCAGCAUAUGUGUUCAAACCAUGAUGGGGUCUGGUUUAGGGCAUGAACAACAACAUGUUGAUAUAAUGUUGGCUCUUGCAAACAAGACCAUAUCUGAGACCAUGUUGGCCACCUCCAAGUUUGUCAACUUCAGCUCCCAAUUCAAAUUGGGAGGCGAACUUGGAGCCCGUGAAGCUCAACGUGUUCAUUCCGUCAAAGACUAUUAUUGUGAAGAGCUCAUGAACAUGUCCUUGAAGCGGCUAGACCAAUCCCUAUUGGCACUCAAACAAUCUCCAAGGAAAAACAAGCAUGACAUACAAGCAUGGCUCAGUGCUGCGUUGACCUUCCAAGAUACUUGCAAAGACUACGCUUCUGGUCAAAUUUCCAAGCGCAUCAACAACGCUUCUCAGUUGGUAAGUAACCUAUUAGCUCUUGUCAACCGUAUCACAAGUAACCAUACAACAACGGUCACAAAUCACCGUAGUGUUGACCGAGGGCUUUUUGCCAAAUGGGUAUCGCAAAGGGACCGGAAACUACUUCAGGCAACCACCAUAAAAGCUGAUGCCGUGGUUGCCAAAGAUGGAUCGGGUGACUACAAAACUGUAUCGGAAGCCGUCAAUGCAGCUUCCGGGGGCCGGUUUGUGAUUUAUGUAAAGGCAGGGGUUUAUGAGGAGAAGAUUCACACUAAAAAAGAUGGUAUUACGUUGAUAGGAGAUGGAAAAUAUUCCACUAUUAUUACUGGGGAUGAUAGCGUUGCCAAAGGUGCCUCCAUGCCUGGCUCAGCUACUUUCACCGUAACAGGAGAUGGGUUCAUUGCUAGGGAUAUAGGGUUCCAAAACACAGCAGGCCCUCAAGGAAAGCAAGCCUUGGCUCUAUACAUCUCUUCUGAUCGCUCAGUUCUCUACAGGUGUAGCAUUGUUGGCUACCAAGACACUCUCUAUGCCUAUGCCCUCCGUCAGUUCUACAGAGAAUGUGACAUCUAUGGCACAAUAGACUUCAUCUUUGGCAACGCUGCAGCUGUGUUUCAGAGUUGUGAUCUGGUGCUACGCAGGCACAAGGGCUACAAUGCAAUUCUGGCAAAUGGUAGGUCUGAUCCUGGACAAAAAACUGGGUUCUCGGUCCAAAACUGUAGGAUCAUACCCAGCUCGGACUUCUCUCCAGUUAAGCAUUCCUACAGCUCGUAUUUGGGGAGGCCAUGGAAGCAAUACUCUAGAGCCAUCGUCAUGGAAUCAACCAUAGACGACGUGAUUGCACCCCAAGGCUGGGUGGAAUGGCCUGGGGCUGGAGGAUCCAGCCUCAAGACACUGUACUUUGCGGAGUAUGCGAAUGGGGGGCCGGGGGCCAGAUUGAGCAAAAGGGUGCAAUGGCCUGGGUUUCAUGUGAUUGGAGCUGAUGAGGCUGUUGAGUUUACUGUUUCUAAUUUUAUUGCUGGGACUUCAUGGCUGCCUUCUACUGGAGUCACUUUCGUUUCUGGCCUCCAUUGAUUGGGAUGAAAAGGAUGUGUUACCCGAAUCUAAUGUGAAGAGGUGGACAUCGAAGUUCUCAUGCACCACAUGUAACCUUAAAGUCAUGUACCAAAGUUCAAGCAUAUGCAUCUUUUUAAGCUUAUAACCCUACGUUUUUAUAUUUUGGGCUUGUCCAAUAUAGAUUCCUAUAUUUUCUAU
Prunus mume (Japanese apricot) is the source of this 1778-nucleotide messenger RNA. RefSeq names its product Plant invertase/pectin methylesterase inhibitor superfamily. Gene Ontology annotation, molecular function: pectinesterase activity; enzyme inhibitor activity. Gene Ontology annotation, biological process: cell wall modification. The record is from RefSeq and is a predicted model, not a curated record. Lineage: Eukaryota; Viridiplantae; Streptophyta; Magnoliopsida; Rosales; Rosaceae.